GUUUUCCGUUUCCGCAUUUAGAUUAAUUCAAUCUUGGGAAGAAAAAGAAAAGGCUCACCUGUGAGGCGCUGCUUCACUCGUGUCGUUCGUGCUUCUGUUGGCAAUAUGGGGAGUGUUUAACAUCAGAAUUAUACAAGGAGAUGAUGUGAAACCGUUCGGAUAGAAUAUUGAAGUAAAAUGCAAGGAUAUAAGACAUUCCUAGAGUUGGUUGGCUUUUGGGGAAGAGCAAGGGUGCCAUUCCAUGAAGUCCCCAUUAUUGGCACCAUCUGCUAUAUCAGCAUCACAUGCUUCAUUUGCCGACUACUCCGCAUAGCCAAUCAGAAGCUCCCGAAGUGGCUUCAAGACUACACUUGUGAUGUCAUAUCAACAUUCCAGCUCUGCGCUUGUGGUCUGGAGAACUUUGUCAUUAGGCGUUUUUAUGGUUUCAAACUGUACAUUCCAUAUUCGUUCUGCAUUGGCAUCUGGUAUUCGUGGACUUACGAUGGGUCAACCAGUAACCCAUGCAAGUCACUCAUCAAGUAUAUGAAUGGGACCAUGAGCUUGAAAAAAGUAGUCCUGAAAAUAUUCCUACAGCUGAUUUUCGGUGUCAUUGUAGGAUAUGAGUAUGCUCGAAGUAUGUGGUAUUUCGAAAUGUCUCAUCCACAUGCUGCACGCUAUGUCGCCACUUCCUGUAGGUCAGAUCUGACGGUUCCAUUUGUCUUUGGAUUUCUCAUAGAGUUCUUUGGGACUAUACUUGAUGUACUGAUUGGAUCUACCCCACUGACCAACAAAGCUAUGAGCCAUUUUGAUGUUUACAUUCGCAGCUUUCUAGGAGUUUGCCUUACCUUGACAGGUAUCCUCUAUACAGGGAUGUUCCUUAACCCUGCAAAUGCUUCAGUUCAGACCUUUGGGUGUGAUGGAGUCUCCACUGUAGAACACAUCUUCAUCUACACCAUUGGGCCCAUGGUAGCAACGGCAUUAGCAUACAAACUCCACAGUCAUCUAGCUUACGUCAUCAAAACCGAAAUGGUUACAAACUUUAUCAGAAAUGGACUCAGUUUUGAUAAGAUGGCGUUAAAGAUGGAAGAAAGUGGAAGACAUAACGAAUUUGUAUCAUCGAAAAAUGAAAAAGUGCAGUAUGGAAAAAACGGAACAAUGCCUACGAAAGCUGUUACGAAUAAAAACAACUUGAAAAGAAGUGGUAAGAAAUCACCUAAUAGAUUGCCCUCUCCACAAAAAAACGGUGUAGCGUCAUAUGGUGCUGAGUCGUCGUACAGUGUAGGUAAGGAAAAUAAAACGAAAGGAAGUGCUCAGUAUGAGAGAAAGGAUUAUUUUGCUACCGUGUUGAGAAGAAGUAGACGCAUUGCAAACAAAAGUUAAUCAUUGCAUGCAGUUGAGAUUGCUUAUACAUGAAAUUUUAGUUUCGAGCUAGAGGGUAUUGUUACAACAGCAAAACCAUAAUUUAAGAGCUUAUCCAUUUUAAUAUAUCAGAGCUUAUUUUAAACUAAAAUUUCUGACUAACAGAAGUGUUUUGGUUGUCUUUCUUAAAAUGCUAAUAACUACCAGGGGUCAGGGCAUAAAAUCAAUGUUCUUCAAAGAUUGUAAUUAUACCGUGAGCUCUUUUGGUUUUUUAACAAAGCCUCGGGUUUUCUUUCAAAAAUGAUCUAUUGUACCUUUAUGUUUAUGUUUUUAUGUAUAUCACCAGCUGGUCUCGAUUGGAACUUUAUACUUUAAGAUCUUAAAGUUACUUUUAUAUUAUGGUCUUUCUUUUGAGUUAAAAUAUGAAAUGAAUGUUUGCUUUUCUCGAACGAGUGUA
Messenger RNA from Owenia fusiformis, 1795 nucleotides. NCBI's taxonomy places the organism in Eukaryota, Metazoa, Annelida, Polychaeta, Sabellida, Oweniidae. The record is from the annotation of a GenBank genome assembly.